Molecule: messenger RNA, 2194 nt
Organism: Dermacentor albipictus
Lineage: Eukaryota; Metazoa; Arthropoda; Arachnida; Ixodida; Ixodidae
Source: RefSeq, a predicted model, not a curated record
UUGGUGCCGAUAAAUGGACUUGGCAACACUUACUGGCCCUUCAUCGCUGGGAGUUUGCUCUGCCUCGCUGCUAUCGCUCUGGCUGCCACUGGAAUCCUGUGCUACAGUCGAAAGAGGCGCUCAGGUCAUCGUUGGCGAUCUGACACUGCUGCAGUCGUACUAGAAGACUGCUUCGCAGAAGAGCCGAAACCCAUAGAGAAGUCAGCACUGGAUCGUAAGACGCAGCGUGCAGAGAUGAACGAAUACAUUUCCACGGACACCAAAUCAGCAUCUCCAGCUAGCGUAGGCUCACCCCCUAGUCGUCCGUCGAAUCCCGUACCCAUCAAGCGCUUCCAAGAGUACGUGACACGAGCCCUUGUUGAAGACACACUGGCGCUUGAGUACACGACGCUGAGGAAUGGGAAGCUGCACCCGGCAACCGUCGCGGAAAAGUCCGACCACAGGCCAAAGAACCGCGACGGAAACGUUCUGCCAUACGACCACUCGAGAGUUGUGCUUAGGGGCGAAGGCAUCGUGGACUACAUCAAUGCAAGCUUCAUACCGGAUUUCAGAAAUCCGCGAAGAUACAUCGCAGCACAAAGCCCUGCCCACGCAACCACUUCCGACUUCUGGCAAAUGGUUUGGCAGGAAAAUAUUGUUAAGGUGGUCGCUCUGUCUGGACCGAAGGAGGAGGCGGUGUACUGGCCAGAAUCACGGGCAAAAUACGGAAGUAUUACAGUGACCCUGAAAAGGACGGAGCUCAAGGCUGACUUUGCAGUGCGGGAACUCGAAGUGUCAGUGGACUUAAACACCCGUAUCGUGACGCACUUCCACUACACGGCAUGGCCGCACGGCAAAAUGCCACCGUGCACUGACUCGCUGGAGUCGUUCAUCACAGCGGUCCGCGCCUACAGCCCUGACGACACUCAUCCAAUCAUGGUCCACAGCAGGUUCGGUGUUGGCAGAACUGGAACAUUCAUCCUCAUAGACAGCACAAUCUCUCAGUCUGAGGCAGAAGGAGAAGUGGAUUGUUUGAGACAGCUUCAUUCUAUGCGGCACAGCAGGAUGAACAUGGUGGAAACUCAGGAGCAGUACAUCGCCGCGCACAAGCUUUUGGUUAACAUGGCUUGUACAAAGAGCAGAAAGUUGACAAUCGAAGAGUUCUUGAAGUUGUACCAAAACUUGAAGGCGACACAUCCAGCCACUGGGAAAUCUCUGAUGUACAAGGAAUUUGAGGAAUUGAACCGAAUGCGCCCACACCCUGAUGCCUCGGAAUACAAAGCCGCAAGAGACGAGUGCAAUGCCGGCAAGAACAGAUCGCAGAAGAUCUUGGCCGCCGACAGCAAGAGGCCUCUACUGAAUGUGACAACGGACCACGGCAAGACGGAUUACAUCAAUGCCGUGUAUGUCGAUGGGUUUAGGAAACCCAACGCCUUUCUCGUGACACAGAUGCCUUUGAACGGCACGCUGGACGACUUCUGGGAAAUGGUCGCCUCCUCUGGCUCUGUAACUGUGGUUACAUUGGGACCGCUGCCAGACGAGACAACACUGAUGUUCUGGCCAGACUUCAACAGCUCUUCCAAGCAUGGCAAAAUUACAGUAGAGCACAGAGAGAGCACAGGUUUCCCAAGCCUGGUUGUGCGAAGUUUCAACAUCUGCCAAAACGAGAAUUCGUCGCGGACGUUGAAGCAGUUCCACUGUCCCACGUGGAAGCGUCUGGAAAAGGUUCCUGGCUCGCAUGAGAUCGUGCUGGACAUGCUUCGCCGCGUGGACACGUGGCAAAUGCGUGCCGACGGGGCGCCGGUCGUCGUUCAGUGCCUCGAUGGCUGUCAAGAGUGUGGUUUGUACUGCGUCUUGUCCAGCGUAUGCGAUCAGCUGAUGCUUGAGCACGAAGUGGACGUCUUUCGCUGCGUACAGCGAGUUCGGGCAAGCCGACCGGAGUUCAUCGUCAGUGCGGAUCAGUAUGCCUUCUGCUAUGAGGUCGCACACCGAUUUAUUGACUCCUUCGGCUCCUACUCCAACUUCAGCGGCUGACAUUUUUAUUGAAGUUGUUCCUGCAGACGUGUUAAGCUGGAGUGCGGUGUGCAGGAAAACACCUUCAGCCCUUCAGUAGACACCGUGAUUGCUGCAAUAUUUUUUUUUCGUAACAGAAGUGCAUCGCAGCAGAAACCGCAAGAAUGGUGUUGGUUUUGUUUGCAUAAAGAUUCUUCACUGU